AUGGCGGAGCAUCCUAGCAAAAAGGCGAGGGUCAACGAGCCCGACUGGAGCGCAGAGUUGGCAGAAGCAAAGUCAGACUAUCGAGCAGCCAAGGAGUCGCUGGAUGGAGAAUUCCAGAAAAACAGCCCAAACCAAGGAUACGUCGAUCAUUUGAAGCAGACACUGCAGGAUGCACAAAAGCGCAUCGAACUGCUCUUGCAGAGGCAAUCCCAGCAACCGGAGGAUGUCUCCGUGCUGCAGAGAAUUCACGAAGACCUCAUAGAGGUGAAAGCAGAGGUGAAGGCGACUUGCGCGCUCCAGAUGAAAAUGGCGACAGUUUCUGCAGUCACGGAAAGCGCAGCGGCUACGCAGACGCGAGGCACUGCCUGGCACAGAAAAGUUGUGGGCUAUUUCGACUUCCAUCAAUGCAUGGUGUUGUCGCAGUUGUUUCCUGAUGAGCGGGGUCGUCCGAGCUGGUUCAACGAGCGAGAUGCAGGUGACGAUUUCCGCAGAGCACAAGGUCCGUUCCCCGCAGUUGCCGAGCACAUCAUCCCCAAAGGAGAUAUCAGCGUGGGCAAAGCAUGGCAAGUGGAUGUCCAUGAGGAAUGCAACGAUGGUCCCAGCAAAGGCAUGUUUGAAAUCUUUGUGUCGCAAGAGAUUCGUGAGGACACAAUCAUGUAUUACCCCAUCGCUGGUGAACCGACCCAUCGCGUCAAAGUGGGCGGCAAUCCGUUGCAAUUCAAGAGCCUGCACGGACAGAAAAUUGAGAUCAUAGGCAAGUACCAGGCAAAUCCAUCACUUCGUUCUUUGUUCUUGAAGGCUGAGAUGGCACAUCGGGUAGACAGGAUGCUCCCUCACCCUGCCACUCGUUUAAAGGCAUAUCAAAUCAAGUGCGGAAAGAUGAACCAGCCGAACUGGACCAUAUGGCAAAAGUCAGUGCCUGACAGGUCUUUGCCUGUUGUGCAGGAGGUGCAUGACGACUAA
Messenger RNA from Symbiodinium sp. CCMP2592, 963 nucleotides. The record is from the annotation of a GenBank genome assembly. Lineage: Eukaryota; Dinophyceae; Suessiales; Symbiodiniaceae.